Molecule: messenger RNA, 2978 nt
Organism: Oncorhynchus keta (chum salmon)
Lineage: Eukaryota; Metazoa; Chordata; Actinopteri; Salmoniformes; Salmonidae
Product: eukaryotic translation initiation factor 4E type 2-like
Exons: 8
Coding region: 186-857 (223 amino acids)
Biological process (GO): translational initiation
Cellular component (GO): eukaryotic translation initiation factor 4F complex; cytoplasm
Molecular function (GO): RNA 7-methylguanosine cap binding; translation initiation factor activity
Source: RefSeq, a predicted model, not a curated record
UGUUUUGAAGUUAGUUGGCGAAGUAACUUACCCAGCUAGUUAAUAAAAACGUUUAGCCAGCUAGUUAAUAAAAACGUUUAGCCAGCUAGUUAAUUAAAGUUAUUAUCUAGGAACUUUUAAACUCCUUAACAAACCAGGUUCUCGUGAGGUUCGCUACUCUGUGAGGAGGACUGGUCGAAGCUGAGAUGAACCAAUUUGAACAUCUGAAAGAUGACGACUCAGAGGAUCAGGAUGAGACAGUCUGUAACCGGGAGGAAGACGGCUCCAUCAACAACAACCGACGCAAGACAGUGAGUCCUGCAGUAGGGGAACAUCCUCUCCAGUAUAACUAUACCUUGUGGUAUUCUCGGAGGACUCCGUCUCGUCCCGCCAACACACAGAGUUAUGAACAGAACAUCAGACAGAUCGGCACGGUCGCAUCGGUGGAGCAGUUCUGGAAGUUCUACAGUCACCUGGUGCGACCGGGAGAUCUGACUGGCCACUCUGACUUCCACCUGUUUAAAGAGGGAAUCAAACCCAUGUGGGAGGAUGAAGCUAAUAAGAACGGUGGGAAGUGGAUUAUCAGGCUGCGGAAAGGUCUGGCCAGCAGGUUCUGGGAGAACAUUAUUCUGGCCAUGUUGGGAGAACAAUUCAUGGUGGGAGAGGAGAUCUGUGGGGUGGUGGUCUCUAUACGGUUCCAGGAAGACAUCUUGUCUAUAUGGAAUAAGACGGCCAGCGAUCAGGUGACGACAUCUAGAAUCCGAGACACUCUUCGACGCGUCCUGAACCUCCCUCCCAACACCAUCAUGGAGUACAAGACACACAACGACAGCCUCAAGGAUAAUUCCAGCUUCCGCAACACAAAGAUCACCCUGUGAAGAGAGACGGAGGAGGAAGAGAGGCAAACCACCUGACCGUUUCUCCUGAAGUUAUACUGUUUCCUCAUAAAGGAUAACAUGACUCUCUGUCACAUUCUAUCUCCUCUCUCUCGGCAUCUCUUUCUCUCUCGGCCUCUUUCUCUCUCGGCCUCUUUCUCUCUUGGCAUCUCUCUCUUUCUCUCUUGGCGUCUCUCUCUUUCUCUCUCGGCGUCUCUUUCUCUCUCGGCUUCUCUCUCGGCAUCUCUCUCUUUCUCUCUCUCUUUCUCUCUCGGCAUCUCUCUCUUUUUCUCUCGGCAUCUCUCUUUCUCUCUCUGGCUCUUUCUCUCCAGGCUUCACAAGGUGAUUGAGGUGCUUAAAAUACUUGAAUUAGCACUCUGAAAUGGAACACCUUGAAAAUCUGACGUUUUCUCAAGUUGGUACUUGAAAAGUACUUGAUUAAAGGAGAACAGAAAAUGAUCAAAUAUGGUUAUGAAAAAAGUAUUGGUCUUGAAUUCUACCCAGUUUUAUUUCCUCACGUUCCGUGAUCUGGUUGCCAGGCGAGGUCGCUCAUUCCACCCACUCAGCCAGGCAGGUCCAAAACGGACUGAUUAGGUUCCGCCAAACAUCACAUCGAUAGCUAAAAGGCCAGGCGUGUAGAUUUAACCUGUUGUGGGUAUGGAACAUUUCUGGGAUCUUUUAUUUCAGCUCAUGAAACAUUCACAUGGGUGAUUGAACCCUGAAGAGCGACAUGAAGCGGCAAAGACAACUCUGCAUCCGGCGCCAGUUCUACGUUGUGACUUUUUCUCUGCAAUGACCUCCAGAGCAUUUUUACCAAUCGCGUCAUUCACCGGGGUCCUGCGACAUUCCAUUAUAUCAAGCGGCAGCCAGGCUCCUGGCGUUCUGUUGGCUGUUCACCCGAGCAGCGACACUAAAGCUGCCAGUCGGAAGCAAGAUGCUUUUUCGUAGAUAUUAAGAUUCCCAAAUGUGCAAUAAAAAUACAAUAGUCAUUAAUACUCAAAUGACAUCAUCAGUACUGACGAUUCUUGUAUAUAAUAAAGCACCGUAUUGAGUUUAACUUGUAAGGUAUAACUUUAGUGAUGAAUAAUAUAGUCAUUUUUCCCAUUAAGGUUGUGGCGAUAUACUGUCAUCUGUGGCAACUAGAAACAUAAUCCCAUUUUAUUGGUCACAUAGACGUGGUUAAUAUUACCAACUGAUGGUCCUUGAAAAUAAAUAUUAGUGCUUUAAAAGGUACUUAAGUCCUUGAAUUUGACUUGCCACUGUCUGUAUGAAUCCUGUCUCUCUCUUGCUACCUGUUUCUCUCCCUGCAUUUCUCUCUCUCCCUGCAUUUCUCUCCCUGCAUUUCUCUCUCUCUCUCCCUGCAUUUCUCUCUCUCCCUGCAUUUCUCUCCCUGCAUUUCUCUCCCUCUCUCCCUGCAUUUCUCUCCCUGCAUUUCUCUCCCUGCAUUUCUCUCUCUCUCUCCCUGCAUUUCUCUCUCUCUCCCUCCAUUUCUCUCUCUCCCUGCAUUUCUCUCUCGCUGCAUCUCCCUCUCUCGCUGCAUUUCUCUCUCUCUCCUGCAUUUCUCUCCCUCCAUUUCUCUCUCUCCCUGCAUUUCUCUCUCUCUCUCUCCCUGCAUUUCUCUCUCUCUCCCUGCAUUUCUCUCUCUCUCCCUGCAUUUCUCUCUCUCCCUGCAUUUCUCUCUCGCUGCAUCUCCCUCUCUCGCUGCAUUUCUCUCUCUCUCCCUGCAUUUCUCUCUCUCUCCCUGCAUUUCUCUCUCUCUCCCUGCAUUUCUCUCUCGCUGUCUCUCGCUUCCUCUCGCUGUGUUUCUCUCUCGCUGUCUCUCGCUUCCUCUCGCUGUGUUUCUCUCUCGCUGUCUCUCACUUCCUCUCGCUGUAUUUCUCUCUCGCUGUCUCUCGCUUCCUCUCGCUGUAUUUCUCUCUCGCUGCAUCUCUUGCAUUUCUGAGAGUGUUUCACUGCGGAGAUGGAGUAGUGCGUUGCUAUGGAAACUAGUGUGAUACUAUGGAGACAUGAGCGUCGUCUUUUUGCAACUUGUCCCUGAGUUGCCACAACAGGCCAGUGGGACCAACUCUCUGUGUGAUGGUGUUAAUGUUCCCAAACCCUACAGAAAUAAAUGUGUUUUUAGUA